AUGUUUGGGGAUUGGUUGUUUUUUUUGUUCCUCUUCCUGCGGCUGCGGCUGCUCCUGCUGCUGCCCCAAUACCAAGACCUGCACGAGCCAAGGGACCUCUCCCAUCGGCGAGAGCCUAGAUCUACGGCCGACAAAAAGACAAAGACCGUGGGGAUGCGCUCUUGGUGUUCGCAUCAAGGCUUUUCGUCCUCUCUUACCCCAUAUCAUUUUCCAAGUGCCGAGGUGUGGAAGUGA
Messenger RNA from Gaeumannomyces tritici R3-111a-1, 234 nucleotides. RefSeq lists its product as hypothetical. The record is from RefSeq and is a predicted model, not a curated record. Lineage: Eukaryota; Fungi; Ascomycota; Sordariomycetes; Magnaporthales; Magnaporthaceae. The coding region runs from base 1 to 234 and encodes 77 amino acids. The transcript is spliced from 2 exons.